GCGACGCGGAUAUCUGCAUUGUUGACGUUUCGAAAUUUGUUUACUGCUGUUAUAUUCUAUUGGAACUUAAAAAUACAAAUUGCAGUUUAUUUAAAACUAAUAUUUAAUAAAAUUUUAAUAAUUUUUCUAAGAAAAACAUAAAAUAAUUGAAAUAAAAUAUAAAUUGUGAUAAAAAAAGAAGAAAAAGUUAUGAAUAAAAAUGAAAAUUGUAUUGAAAAUUUGAAAGAGACGCCAAACAACUAUAAGAAAAAUACUGAAACAACAACUACGGCAAUGCAAACAGCUAAUACAACAACAACAGCAUUAAUAGAUUGUGCUCAACAAGAGUUUAGGAAUGUAACAACAACAGCGCUUGUACAACAACCACCAAACAAGUUUAGUUCAAACAUGAAAAAGGUUUCAGGAAAACCGCUAAAACCAGCUGUUAAAACUCAUAUAGCCAGAAUAUCGUAUGGAAGAAGUGACUCCCAAAGAUAUAAUACGGAAAAGUUGUUGACAAAAGAUUGUAAAUCUGUUAGGGAGCCAAAGGAGGGUGAUUUAAAUUUAGAAUUAAAUGUUAUGGAAUCUUCGCGUUCUUCACAAUUAUUAGAAGAUUUUGCUAAGAAAAAACAGGAACGUGAUCAAGAAAUAAUGGAAAUACAGGAAAUGUUAAAUAAAAUUAAAUCACCACAAAAGAGAAGUGUUUCUUCAGCACAAAAUUCUCCUAAAAAGUCACAAGAUCUAAGAAAAUCAAGUGAAAAAGAAGAGGAGGAUGAUAAAGACUCUGAACAGCAGGAAGAGGAAAAAAUUUCUCCAUUUCGUCGAAGUAAAACUGAAAUACAACUAAAUACUAAUAAUGUUGCAACAGAUGAUAUUAAAAGUAGUCGUGUGGCACGUAGAGAUACAGCUAGAACUAGUACUGCCGUUGUUGCUAGCAAACCCAGAUCUAAAUCUUUGCAAUUGCCUUUAAGUGCCAAGGAAACACCAGUAAAUAAGAAAAUCGGCUAUAAUCCAGAGGAAGCACGUCGCUAUAUGGAAAUGCAAAAAAAGCAACGCAAAGUGAGUUUGAUAAAUGAUCCCGCCAUUAAAUCUAAAAUAGAAAAGGAAGAAAUUAAGAAAAGACUGGAAGAGCUUAAGAAAAAUACACGUAAACUGGUGUCGAAAAAUAUACAAAAGAAAGAGAAAAUUAUGAUACAAAAUUUCAGUAAAAAACCUUUAGAGAUUAAAGCUCAAACAAAAACUCCUUUAAAAGAGGAAAUUGCUCCAACAAAAGCUGCCAAGGAUGAGGAGAAUGAGUUAAAGGGACUUAAUCUAGAGAAUAACUUAACGGAAAAGAAAAGCAAAACAGAGCGUUCUAAUAAGGAAACAGAAUGUUCCCAAAGGUCAUCGCAAAGUUUGAAUAAUAUCUUAAAGCCCACGGCAUUUCCUUUACUUGAGAAUCACAAACGUAUAGGUCUUCUUAGAAAAGCUGAAAACGAAAAAGAUUUCUCUUUCAACAGCCAUAAGAAUUUUAAUUUCGAUAAAGAAAAUCACAAUAUAGAAAUGCUCACCAAACAGUUGAACAAUCCCAAGGAUAAUAAAACAAAAAGUAACAAUUCUAUACAAAGUAAAGAUGUGGAAGCAGAAAAAGAUAAACAAGUUGAGAAUCUGUCAAAGGAUGUAGCAAAAGAUGAAGAAAUUUCCGAUUUAGAAGUACCACGUAAAACUUUAAAAACCAACAAAACAGAAGAAACCAUCAAAGUAACCGAUAGUAAACACAAUGAGCCUGCUAAACCACAUGAACUGCCUUACUGGCUGAGACCGUCUGCAGCACAAGUUUAUCCUUAUAACUUUAUUAUGGCUGUUCGUAGGAAAUUGGAGGCAAUAGCCCAACCUAUUGUCGCUAACAGAACGGGAGAUAAUGGCAAACAAAAUCAAGAAACUUCUACAACUGGUUUGAAUAGUAAAAUAAAAGAGAAAAAGCGAAAAUCUUUAGAAUUAAGAGAAGAAAAAGAAAGUAAAAAACGUAAAAGAAAAGAACAAGAGGAACUUAAGGAGGCUCAGGAAAGUAUUAUAGAAAAAAGUCUAAAGGAAUUAAAUGUUAUAAAGGAAAGCAAACUUAAACAAUUAAAACCUUCGCCACAAGCUAUACAAACAAAAGAAUGUGGCAAAGAGGGAAGCAACACUGAAAGCCCAGAUUCUUCUGAAGAGGAUGCAGCAAAACCAUUAACACAAUUCAAAUAUUUGCAAAAAUCCAUACAAUCUAUAGAUUUACAAGGUAUUAAACCCUCUAGUAAAACAAAAUCCUAUGGAAAAACUUUAGAUAUUCCAGCAUUUAAGCCAACCUUAAAAAGUUUAGAUACUGAUGCAGAAGAUUCCAAACAAAAUUCACAGCAAUUUAAAAUGCCCUCAAAUUAUAAAUCUAUGGAAAGUUUAAAUUCAGAAAUUAAUUCAAAUUUAUCAUCCAUUUCGCUACAAUUGCCCAUUUCAAAUACUUUAACAGAGGUCUCCUCCUUAAGAACCGAAUCUAGAAGAACUUGGAACAAACACGCCAAUAAACAACAGCCAACACAAUCAGAAGAUGAGCUGACCUCUAUAUCAUCACAAAUCUUUAGUAGUCCAGAAAAGAAAUCAGUGACAAAAGAAAAAGAUUUUGAAUUUGUUAAACCACGACCAGUAAGUCCUCUUUCCUUGGAUAAGGUGGAUAAAUUGAAAAUUCAACGAAAGAACAGUUUAAAGGAGGCGCAAAAUGAAGACCAAGAAAUGGACUUUAAUCAAUUAUUAGAGGAUUUCAAUCGCAGUCUUUCGCAGGUCAUACAAGUUAAUGAGCAAUUGAAAUGUACCCUCGAUAAGUCACAACAGAUAUUAAGUCCUCAUUCAUCGAAAAAAUCAAGCGAUACAGAUAAAAUGUAUUCCUCAGAUUUUGAAAAAUCCACCACAAAAUUGCAAUCAUCGCGAGAAAGUGAAAAACUUAAAGAAACUUUAGAGAAAAGUAAUGAAAAUUUAAAGCAGAGAAAACGUCAACUAUUCGAAAUGGCAGAAAAAGUUAAACCGCUUUUAACACCUCAGAAAGAAGCACAGAAUGGAUCUGAACAAACUUUAACAGAAUUGAAUUUAAAUCUGAAUUUAAAAUCUUUAACAAAUUCCGAACAAACUACAGAAGAUGAAGAAGGUAAAGCAUCACAAACAGAAAUAGAAGUUGAAGAAGAGCUAGGUUCGGGCUCAAUGGCAGCACAAUCUUAUGAAAAACGUUUGAAUGAAAUAGAAAAACUUAAGCAGACCCUAAAGCAAACUAUUAUGGAAUCGAAAGAAAAGCGCAAAGAAAAAGAAAGAUCCCACAGAAGUAGCUUUGAGAGACAAAAACCAAAAGAAAUUGUAAUGGAAACUUUAAAGACAAAACAUGUAAAAGAAACCACUAGAGAUGAUAUAGAUUCUUCCCAAAUUCCUAGUGAAAUUGAGACACAAAGUCAAGAAACAAGAAAUCCAACAAAACGAUCUUCCAGCCACACGGAAAUAACGAAAUUUUCUGAUGAAAAAUACAAAUUAUUUGAAAAAUAUCAAAAACAAUAUAGAAGUUCUUUAAAUGAAACGAAUAGUCAAGAAAUUAAAACCUCAGACUCUGAUAAUGGUUCAUCAUCACAAACAAAUGAUAAAAAGGAAUUAUCACAGAAGCAGAAUAACAACUCUCAGAGAGUUAUGGAAUCCAAUGAUACCUUGCAGUCGAGUUCAAAACAAACAACUUUUAAAUCUUUUAGUUUAACACAUAACAAAACUUUAGAGAAAGAAAAAGCUAAAGAAAAAUCAAAUUAUACAACUUUCAACAGCAUAAGUAGUCGGGAUAAUGAUUCCAAACACAGACAUAAAUCUUCAGAAAAUAAACACAACAACAAUAAAACAUAUGAAAGCUUAGCAGAAUCCUAUAGUGGCACACAAAGUGAAAAAGAAACUUCCAGAUCUAAGUCCAUAACAAAAAGUAAAAAACUCGAAGAUCCCACUAUAAGCUCCAGCAUAGCAGAAGACUUACAAAAUACUUAUGAAUCUGCUUCACACGACAAUGAAAAUAUACCAACAACUUCUCGAACUAAAAUCGAUUCCAAACAAUUUAUUAAAUUCCACAUUAAUCGUUCACGUGGUGAUUUCCAAGAUAACCUUAGCAAAGAAGCCCUUUUAAAUGAAACCCAAUUCCAACAGGCCAUUGAAACAGCUUCGCAAAUUACUUCUACUGAAUUUGCUCAGAGUGCUGAUGAUGAGAUAACUAGUAGUAUGACUUCAAGGCAUAGCAACCAUCGUAAAACUAACUCAAAUCCUCCUAGUUAUAAUACAGCUUCAGCUGCUAAACAGCCUCUUACACAGGCCUCACCAUCGAAAAGUAAAAGACGUAUUUCGAUUGGCAAUGAAAUUGUUAAUUUUUUCAAACAAUACGAUUGUGAAAGAGCUCAGCGUCAUUCGAUGGCGAAUGAUAGUAUGUCGGAGUCUUCGUUAAAUUAUUCAAAUGUUGGUUUGUACGAUAAACUAAUACAAAACGAAACCAAUAAGUCUCAGCAUUUGACAGCACUUUUAAAAAUGCGCGAAAAAGCUUUAUUAGAUCGUACUAAAGGUCAAAUUGCUUGGCUAGAAGUGCAGAAAGCUCGUUAUAAAGCUAAAGGUUUAAUAAAUCAUAUAGCAGCGAUUAAGAAAAAACAACGUGGUAUACUUUUGAAAAUGGAAAAAGAACGUGAAGAGAUUAAAAGAUUAUUAUACACUACGACAACAAACAAUAAAACAGAGUCAAAAACUGCAGUAAAUACUUUACCCACUGGUGGCCAUAAAAUAAAUAAUAGUCAACACAACACUCCAACAAAACAUAAAAAGGAAAGAUUACCCUCCGCAGCAACAACUCUAACUAAACCAAAAAUCUUAGGACAACAAAGUAUAAAAACGGAAAAUGCUACAGCUCUUAGUGCAGCUCCCAUAUUGAGGGCCACCUAUGAGUUAGAAUCUUCACAAGCUCUAGAGGAGCUGUUGAAAAAACGUGAGGAGGAUCUACGAAAACGACGUGAACAUGUUGAACGUUUAAUGCAAUGGCAUCAACGACUGGACGAAGAAGAAGCUGAGGUCUUGAACUUGGAACGUCAGCUCCUUAGCUACAAUAAUGUUCCACAUAUGGUGGAACAACAAACUACUACAAGUUCAGCGAGUACGGAAAAGUUGACAGCUGCUCACGACAAUACGAAAGAAAGUGAGGACGUUACCGCCUCACCUUUGAAAUCACCCGAAAAGAAACGCGCCUCACGUGCGCGUAAAAUGGAAAAACGUCUUAAGGAAAUCGAUAAAAGUUUAAGAGAACUUUCGCAUAUAUCCGCCUCAAGUACAACAACGUCCGGUGGUGUUAUGGGCCAAACUAAUAACGAACAGCAAGAAGAUUCAAUCUCUAGUAUAGCCACGCAAGAAGUUGAUUUUGUACGCACCUCUGGCAUGAAACUGAAUAAACUGUGGAAACGUUUGACAUCACAACAAAUAGAGAAAUUUGAACCCAGUCGUCGUUAUAAGUUGUGUAAAGCGGACUUAGAACGUCUGUAUGAGGAGGCCAAAAUGGCAGUGUUAAAAGAUUUUGCCGAGGAUGAGGAACGUAUAGCCCAGGAACUUUUGGAAAAGAGUACGUCUAAUCUAAGUUCCACUAACAGUCCCACAAAUCUAGGGCAAAUACCCAAAACACCUGAUCCUAACAGAGCGGUAGAAGUGCCAACUUUAAAUUUGAAUUUUAGUUCGGGACACUCGGAACCAGAGGAGGAGUCAGCCAAUAAUUCACAAGUCAAUACCACACAACAGGGCAACUAUAGUCCCAGUGUGGCAGAGGAAAACUUUAAAGCUCAGGUUCUAUUAAAUUCCAGCGCUUCUUCCGAUACCAUUUCCGAAAAGCAAACUUCGGCGGAUGCGAAACAAUCGUCCAGCCGUCUGGAAAACAAUGUACAAAUGUUUUUAGCCUUAAGUCAACGUAUACAAACAGCAACCGGUGGCAGGCAUGCAGGUUUGGGAGGAAAACUGCAGCGCAGUUUAAGCGAUACUGAAAUAUCCGAGGCACCAAAGUUUAAGGCAGAUAAAAGCACAACUAGUCAAAAGAAUAUAGCAACUAUAGCUAGUCAAUCGAAUACAAGUAUAAGCACUAAUAGUUCAGCACGAUCUUGUGGCUCAUCAGAACAACAACAGCAACAACACCAAAGAUCGAAAUCUUCCAUAGUGGAAAUGACAUACAUUCCUUCAACACAAACAGAAACGCCAACGUCAACAGAUUUAAGACAAAUACCACCCAACAACCCUCCCGCAUAUCAACAGCUAGAACAUAAAAACAAUGAAACUACAAAAGACUUGGAACAUGAUAGGAUAUUAACAACCAAUCUACAGCCACUCAGUCGUUCAUCCGUUAUAUGCUCUAUAGGUAAUGUAACACCAAAUAAAUUAUCACCACAAACUUCAUCGGAUAUUGCCACAAUUGCAGAAGAUUUCAAAUCCUCAGCAACAUUAACAUCAAAUAUAAUAACCAAAAAUGUGACAAGUGGUACAAGCUCAAACAUAAAAUCCAACUUUUCCGGACAAGUUGGUUCAGAUUCGGCAACCAAAGCCGAAGAAAUAUCUUCAAAAUUGGAAGAAAUAUCGGCUGCCGUUACACAACUUUCACAAAUGAAUGCUUUGCCCUCCUACGAAUCUGUUACCCAUGCACAUUCGCGUAACAAAUCCCUAGAUGAGGCCACAGUAAAUACAAAUGAUGAAUCUUCCAACUUGAGUACAGAUGCCUCCUCAUAUUCCUUUAAUUUUGAAAACAUUACCACUGAUAAGCAUUCCUCACCCGGAACAUCUACACUUCAACACACAAAUUCAUUGCAACAUAAAACAAUAACCUCCAAAACAUUUACGAAAACUGAAGAGGACGAGAACAAAGAAUACUCAAGUGCUUCAGCUUCCUUGAAUUCUACAAAAUCUAAAACAUAUGUUAAAGAUGAUGGAACUUUAACACAAUCGGCUUUCGAAAAUCGUAUACUAGAUACUUAUGAAGCUGAUUUUGAAUCGGAUUUAAGUAAUGUUACUCAUAUUGAAGACAUAACUAUACCGACAUUUGAAACAACAGCCGAAACGAUACAAGAUGAGGAGGAGAACGAAGAAUUGUCAACAAAAUCCUCAGCGAAAGAGGAGGAUUUUGUUAAAGAUAGUAUAGACAAUUUAAGUACGGAAGCUUCCGACAAAACGUACAAUGCUGAAGAACUCAAAUCGCCCUCAUCAUCGAGCACGGAAAAGCCCUUAGCUUUAGUGACAAAUGCGAAAGCACGAAAACCUAGUCCUGAUAGAGAGUUAUUACCUCCACCUCCUCCCUUACCACCACCACCGCCUUCUACAUCUACUGCAACAAGCGCAGCAGCGGGAACAUCAACUCAAAAUGGCAGUAGUCAUCUUAUGCCAGAUAUAAUUAAUGAAUUGGAAUUAAGACGUCAUCAACUUAUUUUGGAUAACGAGGUAUUUAAGAAUGAAUUACUAGGUGGAUAG
Molecule: messenger RNA, 7473 nt
Organism: Lucilia cuprina (Australian sheep blowfly)
Lineage: Eukaryota; Metazoa; Arthropoda; Insecta; Diptera; Calliphoridae
Product: extracellular matrix-binding protein ebh-like
Exons: 4
Coding region: 190-7473 (2427 amino acids)
Biological process (GO): microtubule anchoring
Cellular component (GO): centrosome
Molecular function (GO): microtubule binding
Source: RefSeq, a predicted model, not a curated record